CCGCCUGUGAGAGCUCGAAGGUCGGUGUGGAUUUGACCAAGCGUCCGUUUAGCAGUCCUGGUUAACGCCCAUCUUGACUCGGUCGGCGCCCGCGAUUGGUUUAUUAGUGUUUAUCGCUGUACGCGGAUUGCUUCAACUAGUUGUCAAUCACGAAUACGCCCGGGAACAAGGAUCACCUGUUGCUCUGGCUGGUAGUAUCACGUAGGCGUCUCUCCCUUUGCAGUUCUAUCAAUAUUUAAUCUGACUUGAGUCACAAACUGCUUCUUUCUGUUGUGCUUGGUGAUUCACAUCUUUUAACGACAGCAUGGAGAGAUAGCUACAUCGCACACAGCUGUUUGUCAAUUCGUCAUUGUCGCUGUCAUUAUGUUUAAACACCAUUGGCACUUUCCACAAAAUGUCGUUCGUCAUUUGUUCAAAAAUGUGAAAAGACGCGUUUCCAAACGCGUUCCAUUGUCAACGUGGAAGCAGAAAGUGACACGAGAAUGAAGUAUGUAGACGUAAAACGGGUUAAAUGAGAUUGUUGCUGUUCGUGUAACCAAACACCAGUUAGCUUUAGUAGCAGGUAGCAAGAAAUGUCAGACUGCGUGUGUGUGCAAGAGAAAGCGUGUUUGUGUUUAAAAUGAUUGGCCAACAACCAGGAAGUGCACUGUUCAGCAGCUCGACAGCGCCCUCUCACCCAAAGCAAUGGCAUUUUGGUUCCAGGGGUUCUACAAGUUGUGCGCCACUCCCGCCCCUCCUGGCGCUCUGCGGCAGUUUGAGGCAGUGUGCUCAGCCAGCCUCCAGGCUGCAGUCCGCCGCCGUUUCGGAGCCACAGAAGCCGGACUCUUCCUCGUCACGAGGCGAGGUAUCCCCGCAGGAGGAACCAGAAUCAUGACGAUCAGCUUUGGACCGCUUGUGAAACUUCUCUGGUGUUUUGCGUUUUCACUUCCUCACGCGAUGCGCGCACAAGCAGUUCUCCCUCCAGAGUGCGCUCCGGGAGGCCACUCGGUGCUCCAGAACCCGUACCGCAGCACCACCUUCAGCUCCAGCUGGCUGCUGCAGUCGGCCCUGCGGGACUUCAUCUGUGACCACUCGCUGGUCCCCGGCUGGUACCAGUUCCAAAUGUUUGACAAGCCGGCCAGCAUGCCCACCCAGUGUGUGGAGGUGAACCACUGCGGGACCCAGGCCCCAGUGUGGCUGUCCCUGGGAGAGGGCGAGUCCCUGCCGGGCCCGCUGGAGCUCAGGCAGCUGACGGCCUGCGCCACGUGGCAGUUCUUCCCGAGCGGCAGCAAGGAAUGCUGCUUGUUCCGCAUCCCGGUGUCUGUCCGCAACUGCGGAGGCUUCUACGUUUACCUGCUGCAGCCCACACAGGGAUGCAUGGGCUACUGUGCACAAGAAAUGCCCGACACGUCACCCACAACAUCGCUGACCUGUGAUCCCGGGGGUGGAACAUGCACACCAACGUCUCCAGCCAAGCAGCCUCCCAAUCCGUCUGUGCCGGUCGUCGUCUCUGAGUGGGCAGGGGGCGCCGUCCACCUGAAGUGCAGCUUCAACAGCAGCUCCAACAGCUCUUUGGGCCACGUGGUGGCCUGGUCCCGCGCCUCAGCUCAGGGCGAGGCCAGGGAGGAGCUCAAGCGGGAGACCACCGUCCAGACGUGGGCCCUCAUCGAGCUGGACGGCUUCAACCUGUGUCUGGGAGACAAGAUUUACUGCUCCACCUUUAGUUUCUUCUUGGACUCUCCAGACGUCCGCAGUGCUUCGGUGGAAAGUCAGGAGUUCUUUGCCGGGAUUCGGCUGAGACCAAACGUGAGCAGCGUGUCCGAGGACGGAGAGGUGUACGAGCUGACGGUCGAGAGCACAGUUCCCGUCCCGUGCCUGGAAGUGUCGUCCUCUUCGGAGCAAUGCAGCGUCUCCCUGCAGCUCAGCACCAGCAGCCAAGGUGACGCAUGCCUUUGUAGCCUACUGGAUGAUCACAGCGUUCAAUACUUGACAGUUAUGACAUCUUACAGCACACUGAUUAGUGUGUGUUGUGGUGCAGAUGUGUCUCUGUCCUCCUGUGCGGUGGAUUUAGCUGGGGGCCCCUGCAGGGACGAAGUUUGCAGCCGGGCCGUUGUCCACUUCGCCGCCAUAACCGACUUUGUCAAAGACGGCGACAGGAUGUCUGAGAUCUCUGUCAGACCCGUCGUCACACAAAACUUUGUGUGGAACGGUUACGCCCCGGAACCUGUCCUGAUCAAAGUAAAGGACGUGCCUUCAGCUUACUGUUACGCCUUCACGGAUCCUCAUAUGGUUACAUUUGAUGGCAGGCACUACGAGAACUCCCAGCUGGGCACCUUUGUGCUGUACAGGAGCUCCCGCUGGCCGUUUGAGGUCCACGUCCGCCAGUGGGAGUGCGGCACCGGUGUGGCGCCGACGUCGUGCCCGUGCGGUUUGGUGGCGAGGGACGGCGGCGACGUCAUCGCCUUGGACAUGUGCGAUGGGAAAAUGGGGGAAACCGAGCCCCGCCUCUCUGUGAAGAAUCGAGACCUGAGCAAGAGCGGCGUUCGUGUCAGCGAGUCCUACCAAGGACGCAAAGUCACGUUAACUUUCUCGUCGGGAGCAUUCGUACGCGCUGAUGUGGCCGACUGGGGUAUGAGUCUGACUCUGAGAGCCCCUGGUUCAGACCGGGGCCACACCCACGGCCUGUGCGGGACCUACGACGGAGAACCGGACAACGACUUCCGCUCAUUGGCGGGGACCACACUGCAGGACCUGCAGGCUUUCAUCAGUGAUUGGAGGCUCCCCCCAGGAAGUAGCAUGUUCGACACCGUUCCGUCGUCAUCCUCAUCCUCUCCCAGCGCGCUCAGCCCUCGCGUGUUCUGCAACUGUCAAACGGAACCCCGCCUUACACCCCAGCGAAGUCGCCUUCCCCCCGUCACCACCUCACAGCGGGCCUGCUCUCGCCACGGCAACGUGCAGCUCCCCAGCGUCAUCCCGUCUCUGGACGUCACAGCCGAGUACAUCAGCUCGGUGGAGUUGCUCGGCGGGGAGGCAGAUGGAGGACAAGCACUGCCUCCUGGCCUCCUCAGCCCCCACAGGGAGCACGGAGGCGCUGGUGCUCGGAACGGGAGGCAGACCCACCAGCACGUCCCCAACUCCUCGCACCAAAGUCUCAGCCGGUCCGACCUGCAGAGCUUUGCUUACUUCUUCCCAGAAGACCACGAAGCAACAUCUCAUUUAGACCUAGCCCCCACGUGGCCGACACCCUCUGGGCUGACUGAGCAUGAGGCCAUGGCCAAGUGCCGGAACGCCGUCGCCAACUCGAGCACGGCGCUGGGCUGCAGACGCCUCCUUGACGACUCCAUAGUGAGCUCUGCGGUGGACAUGUGCGUCCGCGACCUCCAGCGGAAGGAUGAUCACUCGUGGCUGAACGCGACGUUGCCGCUGCUGGAGAAUGAGUGCGAGAGGCGGCUGGUAGAGGAGGGCACGAGGGGGCGAGACCACUGGGACAUCGUGGCCAUCCUCAAGUGUCCAAAUCUGUGCAAUGGCAAUGGACAAUGCUCCGAGUGGGGCUGCAUCUGCUUCCCUGGGUUUGGAUCCUACGACUGCGGUGCCUUGUCAGACCAGAUCCCAGAGAUCACACAACUGGAGAGGGCGGGUCUUUGUGACGUCCGACAGGGCGACUGCUCCACCGUCCACGUCUAUGGUCAAGGCUUCAAGGACACCCACAAGCUCAUGUGUGAGUUUGUUCAAGAAAAGUUGGUGGGAGGCGAGUGGCUUCUGGACGAGCCUCGGUUGGUCCCCGCCACCUUUGUGGACGUGACGGCGAUGGAGUGCCAGCUCCCUCUGGAGGUCAGCCGAGCUCCUGCAGGCGUGGAUGCGACGACGCCGUUCAACAGACCAUUGGCCCGCUGGCAGAUCAAAGUGUCCAACGAUGGCUACAGCUACAGUAACGCCAAAAUACUGACUCUGUAUGACGCAGCCUGUCAGAUCUGCAGCCUCCACACUGACGUCCUCUGCACCCUGCGGGAGAACACCUGCAGCAUCGACGGCCUCUGUUACAGCGAGGGCGAGUCUAAUCCCAGCAGUCCUUGCCUCACGUGUCGCCCUGACUCCUCCCAACACACUUGGACAAUGGCGGACGGAAAUGAGCCCCCGGUGCUGCAGUUGUCGCCCCCUGGCCUCUGGGCCUUCCAGGGAGAGGUCUUCACCUACCAGCUGCAGGCCCAGGACCCCGAGGGCUCAGCGGUGGUCUUCUCUCUCACAUCGGGCCCCGAGGGUGCGACGUUGUCUCCGGGCGGCCUCAUCAUCUGGAAAGUCAGGACCCGGCCGGCCGACACACACACGUUCAACUUCACUAUGAUGGACGACUGCAAUGCUGAGACGCCAGCCUCCGUGCAGGUGUCUGUGCGGCCCUGCGGGUGUGCCAACGGCGCCUCCUGCGUGACAAACGUCAACCUCCCCGCCGGCAGCGGCCAGUACGUGUGUGCUUGCCUCGACGGGUUCAAAGGCCAAAUGUGCGAGGUGGACAUUGACGACUGUAAGCCCAACCCCUGCAGGCUGGGCCGAUGUUUGGACGGCCCCAACUCCUUCACAUGCGUCUGCCCGCCUGGAAUGACAGGUCGCACAUGCAGAGAGGACAUCGAUGAGUGCGUGUCUCAGCCGUGUCCCCCAGAAGCGGGCUGCGCCAACACGCUCGGCUCCUUCUCCUGUGGAGUCUGCCCCCACGGCUACAGCGGCGAAGGGAGGGGCUGCACUCCCCUCAAGGCGGCGACGAGCACACCGGCGAGAGCGCCGCCCAUCCCGGUAAAACCCAGAGCCCACCUCCCUUCACCCUGCAGCCAACGGCCGUGCCACCCGGGGGUUCGGUGCUUUGAGAGCCCUCACGUGUCAGCGGGCUUCGUCUGCGGGCCCUGUCCUCCUGGUCUCCAUGGAAACGGACUGACCUGCACGCCACCAGGUCAGAGGUCGGCCAUCACUGGAGCUUUUCCCAACACCAAACUAAAUUCCAGCAAGGAAAUGACCCCCACUUCCCCCUCUUCAUCCCCCCCCUCGUUCCCCACCUCACCCAGAAGACCCCCCGAACGGAGGACAAGACCAGGUGCCGCCGUGAACGCCCGCAGAGGUUCCUCCUCCUCGGAGAGAAGCCCUGAAUCCGCCCUGGGAGGCUUCGCCCCCGCCUUCAACAGAGGCGGUGUGGUGCUGACCCCCGACCUCAGAGGGGGGUCACGUCAUCUGACCUGUGACGACUCUCCAUGCUUCCCGGGUGUCCGGUGUGAUCAGGACGGGCCAGGAUCCUUCAGCUGUGGCCGCUGUCCACACGGGUACACGGGGGACGGGGUCACAUGUCAAGCUGUAUGCAGGUUUCAGUGUGGGAGGAACAUGGAAUGCACGCGGCCCAACACGUGCACGUGCAAGGAGGGCUACACCGGCUACAGCUGCCACAUCGCCGUGUGCCGACCAGACUGCAGGAACCAGGGAAGGUGCGUGAGACCUAACGUGUGUCAAUGUCCUGUGGGCUACGGCGGGACGGCCUGUGAGGAAGCGAGCUGCGCGCCACCGUGCCAGCAUGGAGGCACGUGUCUUGCCAGGAACCUGUGCACCUGCCCGUACGGCUACGUGGGACCAAGAUGUGGAACCAUGGUGUGUAACAGGCACUGUGAAAAUGGCGGUGAGUGUGUUUCUCCUGACGUGUGCAAAUGCAAGCCGGGCUGGAACGGACCAACGUGCAACUCCGCCGAGUGUCAUCCGGUGUGUCUGAACGGAGGAACGUGCACCAAACCAAACGUCUGCGCUUGUCCCAGCGGCUUCUACGGCCCCCAGUGUCAGAUCGCCGUGUGCCGCCCGCCGUGCAAGAACGGGGGCCACUGCAUGAGGAACAACGUGUGUUCCUGUCCCGAAGGCCACACGGGGAAGCGAUGUCAAAAGAGCGUGUGCGAGCCCACGUGCAUGAACGGAGGGAAGUGCGUGGGGCCCGGCACGUGCUCGUGCACGUCAGGAUGGAGAGGCAAGCGCUGUGACAUACCCGCCUGCCUGCAAAAGUGCAAAAACGGCGGCGAGUGCGUGGGGCCCAACACCUGCCACUGUCCCGUGGGGUGGGAAGGUCUGCAGUGUCAAACACCCGUGUGCAAGCAGCGCUGCCUGAACAGGGGGAGGUGCGUGCUGCCCGACUACUGCCACUGUCGGAAAGGCUACAAGGGUCUCACCUGCGCCGUUCAGGUGUGCCCUGCUGUUGGCUGGGAUAGGCUCCAGCAUACCCCCGUGACCUUGGUGAGGAUAAGCGGCAUAGAAGAUGGAUGGAUGGAUGAGGGUACAAUGUGUGAAAAAGCAAGUACUGUCAUUUGUUCUGACUAACAUGUUAGGAAAAAUGCACAUUCAAGUUGUUCAUGUCCAGUAUUUCUCAUGUCUUAUUAGGAUUAAAAUGCCAAAAAAGUCAUCAGUAUUGUAUCGAGGAAAACAAAAAGGAAUCAGCAUCGCUAUCGGAAAAAAAUGCCAAAAAAGUAAUCAGGAUGAGAAUUGGGAAAAAAGCCAAACAAGUAAUCAGUAUUGUAUAAAAAACACAAACAACCGGUGGCACGGCCAUCACCAGCGUGACGUACGUGAACACCAGCCAGCUUUGACCGACCAAUCAUCUUAUUCUUAUUCAUUGUGAAAAAUAUGGAAAAUGUGUUCUUUUCAAGCGGCGGGAGCGGUGUUCUUAGAUUUCUUGGUUGGAAUAAAAUGGAGGCAGUUGCAUACAGUCCCUUUUUACCGUAAAAUGCCAAAAAAGGGAGCGCUUGCAAGACAGCCAGACCUGUAGGGGGCAGUAGCGUGCAGGCGUGUAUGCAACACAUGGAUUUGCUGUAGAAAGCGAUGCAGGGAUGUCUUGAACC
Messenger RNA from Dunckerocampus dactyliophorus (ringed pipefish), 6830 nucleotides. RefSeq names its product von Willebrand factor D and EGF domains (gene vwde). The transcript has 31 exons. NCBI's taxonomy places the organism in Eukaryota, Metazoa, Chordata, Actinopteri, Syngnathiformes, Syngnathidae. The record is from RefSeq and is a predicted model, not a curated record. The coding region runs from base 685 to 6312 and encodes 1875 amino acids. Gene Ontology annotation, cellular component: extracellular region; cell surface. Gene Ontology annotation, biological process: anatomical structure development. Gene Ontology annotation, molecular function: signaling receptor binding; calcium ion binding.